AUGCCAGAGCUGCAGAAUGUCUUGGUCUUUGUGCCAGCCAGCAUCGACGAGGAUGGUGCCAUGAAGAUCCUGCAACCCUUCCAGUCACACUUCGGCCAACUGGAGGCUCCGCUCGGGUCGGCGGGAACGCCCACCGCGCUGCCGUUGCCGCCGCCGCGCGCGCCGCCGGCGCCGCCACUGGCGGUGCCACCCCCACUGCCGCCACCUGUCGGUGGUGGUGGAGCAGGAGCUUGGUUGGCGCCACCAGCGUUGCCGCCACCACCACCGCAGAAUACUUUGAGGCCACAGACCUUGCAGACUGAGGAAUUGGCAGAUGCACUUCUUGCGCGUCUCAGAAGUGCUGUGCAACGGCAUGGGGUGGCUCCGAUGCACUUGUUCCGCGUCUUGGACGUCAAGGGUCGUGGCUUCUUGUGGCCCAAAGACUUGGCUCGCUUGGCCUGGGCGAUGGAGCCGAACCUGGGCUUCCAGGAGUUAUCGGCCUUCUGGCGGCUGCUGGGCGGUGAGGGUGACCGUUUGCGCCCGCGCCCCUUCUGCCGCGCCCUACAGGUCGCGGUGAGCCCCACGAGUCCGACGUCGAAGCCGUCCAAGCCGACCUGGCGCCAAAUCGGGCGAAGCUACGCGGCACAGCCCUCGCGAGCGCUGAGCUUUGCCCCCACGGCGGUCUCUGCGCAACAGGCGCUGGAGGCCUUUGUACAGAAGUGGAAGCCCAAGUCGAAGCUCGCGGCGAAAGCCGGUGCACCUCCCGGUGCACCACCGAGUGCGCCGCCCGCACCCGGCGCGCCGCCCAUGGCCGCUUCGGCGGCUCCGGGAGUUAAGGCCACGCCUAAGGCGUCGCUGAAAGGAUCUGCCAGCUACAGCAGCGAAGACUUUGAAGAGGAUCGCUACAGUGAAGGCACACGUUACACAGACAGUUCGAGUGGCAAAGGCUCCAAGUGACUGCUGCAGGUGA
Messenger RNA from Durusdinium trenchii, 949 nucleotides. The record is from the annotation of a GenBank genome assembly. Lineage: Eukaryota; Dinophyceae; Suessiales; Symbiodiniaceae.